AUUACGUCUUAUUUUCGUUUCGCGCUUCAUCCUUCUCUCUCGCUCUCGCCGCAGUAGGGAUGACCAUCGCAGAUCUGCCACGCCUCUUCUCCUACGUUCCUGGCCUAUACAAAAUCUCCGACGAGAUCCUCGUCAAUACCGUUGACAGAGAGAUCCCUCCAUGGCAGCCUCUACAUCCUACGUUCCGUCUACCGUGCAAAGCUCACCAACAUCUUCUCCACCGAGUUCAUCGCCAAAAUCGCCGACGGAAAGCGCAAGAAGAAGUAUAAACAGUUCCCUCCCACACGCCACCGCUCCCUUCCAUCUCAGGGCUUUCUCCACGACCGUCACCGAUAAGCCCUCCGUUUGCACAGCCGACGAACUCCACUAUGUCUCCCUCUCAAAUUCCGAUUGGAAACUCGCUCUCUGGAACUAUAACCCUUCACUUCUUGCACCUCUAAGGAAUCAUCCUCUGUUGCUCUUAUCGGCGUGGGAACUAACGCCAUUGGAUAUGACCUUUCACCUGAGGUAAUUUAACUUUUUUUUCUUUUGUGUUUUCUCGAUCCCUCUUUUGUUAUUCUUGUUCUUCUUUCCUUUUGGCACUCUCUUAGUUUGUGAUUAUAUAUUUUCUUGGUAGGAUCAUUGCCAAUCUAAUUUUGUAAAAGUUUAUACUGGAAAUUGAGGAUCAUGCUAAUGAGUGUCCUGAAUGGGAGUGCAUUAGUAGAAUCCAAUACUACAAUUGAUCAUAAAACCUUUUGUGCUUUUAA
Vigna umbellata (rice bean) is the source of this 746-nucleotide messenger RNA. The record is from RefSeq and is a predicted model, not a curated record. Lineage: Eukaryota; Viridiplantae; Streptophyta; Magnoliopsida; Fabales; Fabaceae.